Durusdinium trenchii is the source of this 825-nucleotide messenger RNA. The record is from the annotation of a GenBank genome assembly. NCBI's taxonomy places the organism in Eukaryota, Dinophyceae, Suessiales, Symbiodiniaceae.
AUGGUGAGGCAGUUGACCCUUUUCCUCAGCACUGUUGCGUUGGCUGCAGCGGACAGUGUUUGGGGUCUGCCAGAUGCACCAACGCAGUCACCCAAGAAGCUUCGGGGCUCUGCCCCGGCUCCCGCACCAUCCGGUGAGGACAUUGUAGCGGGUGCUCAGAAACAGGCCCAGCAGGCACAGGAACAGGCACUUCAGGCUCAACAGGCCAUGCACUUAGCAAAGAAGAUUGCCGCAGAGGAGAAGCAGGCGAAGCAGGCUGAGAGAACUGCAGAGGCACAAAUGGCGAAGGCUUCAGAGGAUGAUGCCAAGGCAAAGAAGGAGCAAGCUGAUCUUGCUGCAGAAAGGCGAAAGGUUGAGAAAGAAAUGGCAUAUGCGCAGAACUUGAAAGCCACUGAGGAGAAGAAGGACGCAGCGAUCCGGGAUGCGAAGUCGAUCGCAGAUGCAGAGAUGGCCAAGGUGCAAGCUCGUGAAAAUCAUUUGGCGAAGGAGGAGAAGAAGAACGUGGCUGAGAGGCAGCAGGCUGAUGAGGAGAUGGCGAGAGCUCAAAAGGAGUCAGAAGCAGCAGAGGAGAAGGCUCGAAAAGCCAAUGCAGAUGUGGAAAAAGCGGAGAAGAUGGACGACGAUGCCCAUCGUACCAAGUCCCAUGCGGAUCGAGAGAUGGAGCGUGCUGAACACCUCAUGGGCAUUGCCAGGAAGAUGCAUAAGGAGGAGUUGGAAGCAAUGGCGGCGGUGCGUCAGAUGGAAGCUGAAGCGAAGCACGACUUGGAAGUGGCUUUCCACGAAAAGGACACGGCCAAACAAGAGGCCAGCACUGUGGGAACCUGA